This is a messenger RNA of Canis lupus familiaris (dog), 2241 nucleotides long. It is a transcript of the gene SH2D1A, whose product is annotated as SH2 domain containing 1A. Gene Ontology annotation, biological process: cellular defense response; cell-cell signaling. Bases 198 to 584 code for a protein of 128 amino acids. The transcript is spliced from 4 exons. The record is from RefSeq and is a predicted model, not a curated record. Gene Ontology annotation, cellular component: cytoplasm. Lineage: Eukaryota; Metazoa; Chordata; Mammalia; Carnivora; Canidae.
UUUUAAUUGAAGUGUGAGAAGGAGGUUUUAAGGCAGAGAGACAACAUCCUGUUGUUCGGGUUCGGGUGCUCCUCUCUCUUUUUCUGCACAUCUGGCUGAACUGGGAGUCAGGUGGCUGACUCCGGGCCCGGUUGCAGCAGCAGUGGCAUCUGCCCUCCACUGUCCCACGCCUCAGCGGCCCAAGAGUCCACCAGGCCAUGGACGCGGUAGCCGUGUACCAUGGCAAAAUCAGCCGGGAGACCGGGGAGAAGCUCCUGCUUGCCACGGGGCUGGAUGGCAGCUAUUUGCUGAGAGACAGCGAGAGCGUCCCUGGCGUGUACUGCCUGUGUGUGCUGUAUCAAGGUUAUAUUUAUACAUACAGAGUGUCCCAGACAGAAACAGGUUCUUGGAGUGCUGAGACAGCACCUGGGGUUCAUAAAAGAUUUUUCCGGAAAAUAAAAAAUCUCAUUUCAGCAUUUCAGAAGCCAGAUCAAGGUAUUGUAAUACCUCUGCAGUAUCCAGUUGAGAAGAAGUGCUCAGUUAGAAGUGCACAAGGUACUCCAGGGAGAAGAGAAGAUCCUGAUGUCUUCCUGAAAGCACCAUGAAGAAAAAUCAAAUACUUUGUACUUUAUUUUCUAUAAUUUAAAUAUAUGCUAAGUCUUAUAUAUUGUAGAUAAUACAGUUCAGUGAGCUGCAAAUAUAUUUCUAAAGCCAUCAUAGUCCUGUAAUGGAAGUAUCUAGCAUCAUGUAAAAGCUGAAAUGGACUUUGCCAAUAAUGAGGAGCUUCGAAAUGAGGUUAUUUUCAGUUAUAUUUUCAAAUGGGAAACUGAUUCAAAACAUAACGAUACUUUAUAAAAGAUAAAUGUCAAUUCUUGCCAAAUAUAAAUAAAAAUAAUCCUCAGUUUUUCUCAAAAGCACCAUUUUUAGUGAAAUAUUAUUUGACAGCUACUGCUUUUAAAAUGUCUUGCUUGGUUAGAUGGCAGGAAGCCGAUUUGUGUCCCUUGUCUUUGUCCUGUGUGGUUCUAAUUAGGUAUUACGCUCUCCACUAGCUCUGGUGGUGUAGGGUCUUCGGGGAUUUAUGAGUUGUGCCCUGUGUGUUAAAAAGAGUACUGGAUAAAGUGUGAAGAAUUGCUCUUUAAUUCUGAAAGCAACCUUUUCGCCUAGUGUUCUGAUGCCGGAUAGAGGACCCCAUAGCCCAAUCCGGAAUUUAAAAAUCCCGUCAUUUAAAAUAUGUUCUCAACGUCUAGUAUAUUUGAUAUUAUAGGAUUUUUCAUCUACCUCUGCCCCAGUUGUCAGUACUCCAUGUAAAACCUUAAUUUGAAAGGAAGCUCCUGCCCACGGCUGUGCAAGCGGUCUCCCUAUUUGGUAGCCCAAGAACACUGGAAACCUUAUGGUUAUGUUGUUUUUUAACAGUUCCAAGUGAUGGCAACCUAAGGGAGAGUCAAGAUUUUACACAGUGACAGAUAUUUAUAUUUUUUCUCACAUUUAUAUUUUCAUGGCUUUUGUGAUUUGAUUCUGUAUCAUUUUGGGGCUCCUAGAAUUUAUUCACCAAACACAAUAUAGGGACUGGGGUACAGAGAUAAAUGCACCCAGCCACUGUGCUCAGGCGGCUUGCUGUCUAGUUGGACAAGAAAACAGUAACAAUUAAAAAAAAGUAACAGGGAAAGACCAAAAGAUGUCAAUAAAAGGUGAUAAGCACGGUCUAUGUGAGGUUCCGCUGUGUAGGUAGAUCUGUUGUCAGAGGCAGAAUGAGUCAAGACAAAUACUCUGGUCCAUGGUCCAUAGGAAAAUGUGAAGUUCUAUUAUAAACUAAUACAUUGGAAUUCUGGGUUGUACAUGAGUGGGGGGUGGACUUGAUGAGCUGCCAAGAGACAGAGCUACUCUCCGUGCACUGGCAAGAUUUGGUGUUUGAGCAUUUGACAUGGACGCAAUGAGAGUGCAAAGGUGGAAUCGGGCCAUAAUAAUGUAUUGUGGGCCAUUUACCGUUUCUAGAAGUAAAAGCACCACUUUAACUUGUGAAGGAAUUUGGAAAGCCGACUUUCAAAUCAAAAUGCAUAUGUUUAGAUAAUUUUUUCUUAUUUGUCGUUUGGGUUUAAAUUUUAAUAGGUGUAUCUAAUUUUCACUCUCUCUAACUUGUUCGUUCUGGAAUAAUCCUAAAUAUAUGAAUUAUGUAUGCAUGUUUCUUUAUCAGAGUCUCUUUUGAAAAAGCUUUUUGAAUCAUUAAUGGUCUUUCAUAUUUCAAUAAAGUAUUUGAAAGCUCUA